GGCGGGACUGCUGGUAGCCCAGCUUUGAAGUUCUGAACUGGAAAGUGUGAAAAAAAGGGAAGAUAAAGAAGCCCAGCCUGGAGAAUGAGUGGAAAACGUAGAAAAAGAAGUGUAAAUGCGGGCGUAAAGUUAAAAAAAGGAAAAUCAACAAGUUUGUCUUCAGCAUCGUGUGAAUGCCUUGCCGCCACUUGUGCAUUUCAUCAGGAGCACAAAACUUGUUGCGUAGCAUGCAAGUAAGUACUAUUGCCUUGUUGUUGCUUCCACAGGCAACAAGGGCAGCAACACAGGGGGGCGCGCCCCCAGCCAAGGCAAAUGGCGAUGUGGUUAGGUCUAACGAAGAACCGGUGGACGGCCAACAUCCAGCGGCAUUGGGGAGCUCAUUAGGAACGAUGGAUGUUGCUUCAGGAAGUCAGAGGCUGGGAAGCGGAGGCACGCAAACAGAACAAAGGAAUGGGAGGGAGGGACAUGGAGGUGGUGGAUCCUCCACCAGAUUGGCAGAGAGGGAGGUGGGUAGAAGUGGCUGAGCAGAGGUGAGGAUUACAGGUAUCGUGUCUCGCUUACUUAUCUGUUUCUCCCGUUUCUCCUUCAUUGAUGGAUGCACCACAGUGGCUAGCUGGGGGGUACUCACGUGCUCAACUCCUGUGUCUGUGAAUAUUGCUGAUGAACCUCUGUCUGUAAAUAUCAGUCACUCAGGAAUGCCGCAAAAUCUUUGUCCAUCUGCUGGUCCUUGAGUGUCCCCUCUAGUCCCCCCACGACCUUCAACAGGCGUCAUUACCUCCUCCUCUGGUCCUUCAGGCCUUGUGAAAGGGGACGGCAUGAAAGAGGUCCUUAUGGGCCCCUCAGCUCAAAAUCAAUGGUUCUGGUGUAAGUUCGUAGACGGUUAGCGACAGACUAAGUACUACUGAAGAGUAUCAAUGGAAUGAUGGGAAUUAUGGGAGUGCGUGUUUCGGCUGUCGGAGCUAAGAAAUGCUGCGAGCGACGAGCGUGUAUGUAAAGGUGAGGGUCAUGCUAUAUUCGUGUUAUACAGGGAAGCUGUCUCCAGGGGAGCAGUGGCUGAGGCUCUUCCAGCCAUAAUGGGAAGAGGUGUGCGUACAAGUAUUGUAAUCAAUUUCAUAAUUGGAGCCUUGGGCACUGGGCCCUUAAAAAAAAAAAAAAAAAAAGGUGAGGGUCAUCCUAACGGGGAACCCCACGAGAAGUUGAUGGCGGUGUCACAAAGUGAUCACUCGAAACUUUUGCGGAUUCCAUUCCAGCCAUCUUUGCAGACAAAGUGCUCCGCUUCCCUCGCACAGGAGGUUGCCGUGUGUCGUCAGGUUAAAGCUUCGGAUGGUUGAUGAAUCAUCAACCGUUGAUGGAUCAUCAGCCAUCUCAAGAUGACGUGAUCGGACCGAAGGAGUGCAUGCAAUGGCCCUAGUAAUGGGUGGUUGGGAGAGGGUGUGGUGACCUGACCAACAGUGCGGAGGGGUUUGCGCAACUUGGCGGACUAAGUCGUCCGCGACUUGCAAUUUUCGAUUUGCCGUUCACCGGUCUCGUUCUUGUUCUCCUUUGUGCAAGUUCUUCGCAACUGGUCACUUUGCAGAUGUCGGAGGCAGUUGGUGGAACAAAUACCGCGCUGUCAGUGGUGUGGGAAAUCGGCCAAUCUCAAUCGGUCACUCUGCAGAUGCUGGAGGUGGUUGGUGGAAGAAACAUUGCCUAGUCUCACCAGCGAAACAUUUUCUCUCAUAAUCUCGUUCAUCUGGAGCCUGGGCGCAAGAGAAGAGGAUCUUUUUUUUUUUUCUCCUUCUUUUUUCUUCUUCUUUUUUUUUCUUCUUUUUUUUGUUUCAGCCCACGGUAUUCGUUGGUAAAAGGCGUAAGAAAUUACUAAGAAUAGUAAUUACGCCUCUUGAGCAUUCGUUGGUAAAAGGCGUAAGAAAUUACUAAGAAUAGUNGUAAGAAAUUACUAAGAAUAGUAAUUACGCCUCUUGAGCAUUCGUUGGUAAAAGGCGUAAGAAAUUACUAAGAAUAGUAAUUACGCCUCUUGAGCCUGGGCGCAAGAGCAAGAGGAUCUUCUUGUCUUUCUGUUAUGGUUUGUGUGCCUUUUGAAUGCCAGCUGGAAAGAUACCCCAAAUACAGCGAUAAUGAAUGUCCAUUGCAUUC
Chara braunii is the source of this 2133-nucleotide messenger RNA. Lineage: Eukaryota; Viridiplantae; Streptophyta; Charophyceae; Charales; Characeae. The record is from the annotation of a GenBank genome assembly.